Molecule: messenger RNA, 882 nt
Organism: Cotesia congregata
Lineage: Eukaryota; Metazoa; Arthropoda; Insecta; Hymenoptera; Braconidae
Source: the annotation of a GenBank genome assembly
AUGAUCGGCGACAUCAAGACCUGGACCACAAUCACGGAUAAAUGUCGGCAGGCCAUAUCAACGAAGGAGGAUGAAAUUGCCCGAAUUGGAAAUCAUUUAAAAUUCAGAUGCUUGAACGAUGAUUGCCAAGCAGGGGAAAUAAAGCUUGACAAAAUUCGAAUCCACAUCUGGAUAAUGCAUAAGGGAGGUCAAUUUAAGUGCCCAGAAUGUAAAUAUACCACGGGAGAGAACGGUAUGAAGAGGCAUUAUAGAGAAUCCUUCCCACAAGAAAAAUUUUUGGUGGGAUGCUCCUUCGAGGAAGCGAAAACUCAAUUCGAAGAAAUGAUGAACAAACAAGUUCAAUUGGGUUCUAAUUUCGUAGGAAUGUAUAAUAUGGGAGUUUUCGAAACCAUCAAAAUCAACGGAUACUCGGAAAGUCCUCUCGACACCUUGAAAAUGGUCAAAGAGGAUAGCACGGAGAGUAAUGACACUAUAGCAUCGAAAACUCUUGCGAUUACCUGCGAAAAUAAUCUUACAGAUCAUCAACCAUCUUCAGGUAGUCAUGAUCUGUGGGAUUUUUUAGACGAUGCUGUGCAACACAACAUUCAAGUCGCUGACAGUGAUGAAACAGACCGUCUGCCUAUCGAACUUAGGCAGUUUAUUAAUCGAUCUACAGUAGACCGGAAAACUAAUCCUAACCCGAUUGCAACUUGGAAAUCGCUCGAAUCUGAUUACCCCCAUUUGUCGGUUGUUACUAGAAAAUACUUGAGCAUUGUUGCAACAUCAACACCGUGUGAACGCUUAUUUUCACACUCAGGGUUGAUUGCAAAUCAGCUCAGAAGUAGAUUAUCACCUAAUCGUUUAAAUAUGUUGUUUAUUGUACCUUUUACCUUAUUUUACUAG